Fusarium verticillioides 7600 is the source of this 645-nucleotide messenger RNA. RefSeq lists its product as hypothetical. NCBI's taxonomy places the organism in Eukaryota, Fungi, Ascomycota, Sordariomycetes, Hypocreales, Nectriaceae. The record is from RefSeq and is a predicted model, not a curated record. Bases 1 to 645 code for a protein of 214 amino acids. The transcript is spliced from 2 exons.
AUGCGCAAGAUCGCAGAAGCUGUAACAAAGCUACCGCUUCCAAGUAUCAGUCUUAAAUCUCGCCAAUCAGAAGGUAUUGAGUCGCCUUUCGAACUUUACGAGCUGGCCCAGUCGAUUAGACGCUUGGGGAGAUAUCGUCCCUCCCGACUUCAAGACAUUCGGUUGGUAACGCCACAGGGAGAUCCGGGUGUCGACAUGAAAUUCCUUAUUGGAGUCCUUUUGAGCGGACUUGAAAGCGACGGAGUACGUUAUCUUGACGCAGACACUCUCUACCAUCUCACGCUCUAUGGCGAAGCACUUCGGCAUCACACAAACAUUCUGGGUCUUUAUAUUAGACAACGAACCAAAGGUUUUCAUGUAAAUACAUGGACGCCUGAACAUGAAAUCAGAUCGCUUGCCGGUAAUGGGUUCGCAUUUCUCCAACAAUUGGUGUCCGCUGGAUUAUAUGAUCCGUAUCCGACACCUGAGUUCGAAGAGGAUGGUGUGUAUGGCUUUGAAGUUUCAAGCAAUCGAAUUUCUACUAGCAUCAAGAAGGGACUGCCACACUUGCGGUACUUUGCGUUCUGUCUCAUGGAAGGAGGAAUGAUUCGAUGCUCGUAUCGAGGCCAACAAUACAUCGACCUAAUUGGAAAAUCUACACCAUGA